AUGGGUAAUGACGGUGGCAGUAUCCCCACCCGUCGCGAACUCGUCCGCGAAGCGGCCCGCGCCCCAAGCACGGCGCAAGUCAAAGAAGCACAGCGCGAACAGCAAGAACACUCCUGGACAACCUGCCCUCUCUCGCACAAAGUCCUAGCUCGUCCGGUAGUUUCAGACUCAGUCGGAAACCUUUACAACAAAGACGCUGUACUCCAAUUCCUGCUCCCCGGCGACGACGGCGAGGGCAUCAGCUCCAAGUCCGACUGCGAGGAGAUCCUGUGCGGGCGAAUCAAGUCUCUCCGGGAUGUUGUUGAGCUUCAUUUCGAGAUCGACACUGAGCGCAACGAGCACCCGUCUGACCGCGCGCAUGCGCACCGCCAUGAGCGCCGCGAGGGCUGGAUCUGUCCGAUUACGGCGAAGCCGCUGGGUCCGGCUGUGAAGUCGGUUUAUCUGGUUCCGUGUGGCCAUGUCUUUGCUGAGGAGGCGAUUCGGCAGCUUAAGGGCGAUAGGUGCCUGCAGUGCGACGAGCCCUACACUGAAGACAACAUCAUCGUGAUCCUGCCGACCAAAGAGGAGGAUAAGCAGCGCCUUAUUUCCCGUGGUGCGAUGCUUGCUGAGCAAGGUCUCACCCAUUCUCUGAAGAAAGCACCCGGCUCGAAGAAGCGCAAGAAGCAUGCUACCACCGAGGGCUCUGCCGAUCCUGCCACCGAUGGUGCGGAGACGAAGAAAUCCACCGCCGCUUCUGGCGCCAAUGGAAAUGGUAUCAAGAAUGCGGCGACAGCUUCGCUCACUGCUCGUGUGCUGAACGAAGAGAAUGAGAAGAAGAAGCGGCGGAAGAUGAUGGGUCUGAGUGAUAAUCUUGACAGUCUUUUCACAAAAGAGACUAAAGACGGCAAGAAAAGUGGUGACUUUAUGACUAGAGGGUUCAGUAUUCCCUCUUCUGCGCGGCGGUAA
This is a messenger RNA of Penicillium cinerascens, 945 nucleotides long. RefSeq names its product replication termination factor 2. NCBI's taxonomy places the organism in Eukaryota, Fungi, Ascomycota, Eurotiomycetes, Eurotiales, Aspergillaceae. The record is from RefSeq and is a predicted model, not a curated record. Gene Ontology annotation, cellular component: nucleus. Gene Ontology annotation, biological process: mitotic DNA replication termination; site-specific DNA replication termination at RTS1 barrier. The coding region runs from base 1 to 945 and encodes 314 amino acids. The transcript has 3 exons.